GAAGUGUGCCCAAACGCUGUUCAAAUUGACAGUGCUGUUAAACGACAUGGCAACAGCUGAUAUUCCGCGCCUUUAAAUUAAAAAUAUAUAAAAUGCGACGCAGUUUGGCACCCAGUCAAAGACUGGGAGUACGUAUCAAAUCAAAGGACGCCUUCACCCCUCCAUUACAAAAGAAAAAUAAACGCGUGUGUCAAGAGGAGCUGCAGAAGCGCCAAAGCGCAUUACGAGAUGCGACCAAUCGAGUUGAACUGCCGCUCCCGGUACGCUUCACCUCGAAUAGCGAGUAUGAGCAGGCCAUUGCUAAGGUGCUAGCGCGCAAGUUCAAAGUACCCAUUGCCAACUACGUGCCAGAUUAUGGAGGAAAUCGGACGCUGGGGGUGCGUCGUACCAUAGUGCGGCGUGCCCUGCACGAUCCACAGGCGUGCAAUGCUUUAGUCUUAUAUGUGCCGCCGGCCUAUACCGAGCAUGAGCGUAUGUCAAUGGAUCCAAGCAAAGUGCAGGUACAUGUCGUAGUUGACCCAAUCCUCAGCAACGUGCUGCGUCCACAUCAGCGUGAAGGUGUGCGUUUUAUGUAUGAAUGUGUGGAAGGUAAGCGAGGUAAUUUCAAUGGCUGUAUUAUGGCUGAUGAAAUGGGUCUGGGCAAGACCCUGCAGUGCGUCACCUUAACGUGGACGUUGCUGCGUCAAAGCCCCGAUUGCAAACCAACGAUCUCCAAGGCCAUUGUUGUUUCCCCAUCAUCGUUGGUAAAAAACUGGGAGAAGGAAUUUACUAAGUGGCUACAUGGCCGCAUGCACUGCCUGGCCAUGGAGGGUGGCUCCAAAGAAGACACGACACGCGCUCUCGAACAGUUUGCCAUGAAUACAGCAACGCGCUGUGGAACUCCUGUGCUGCUGAUCAGCUACGAAACAUUCCGGCUCUACGCACAUAUUCUCUGCAAGACAGAGGUGGGCAUGGUCAUCUGUGACGAAGGUCAUCGGCUCAAGAACAGCGAUAAUCUCACAUAUCAGGCUCUCAUGGGACUGAAAACCAAACGACGUGUUUUACUCUCCGGCACUCCCAUACAAAACGAUCUGACCGAGUAUUUCAGUUUGGUCAAUUUUGUGAAUCCAGAAAUGUUGGGCACUGCCGCGGAUUUUAAACGUAACUUUGAAAAUUCAAUUUUACGCGGCCAAAAUGCUGAUUCUACGGAUGCCGAACGUCAACGAGCCUUGCAGAAGACCCAGGAAUUAAUUGGUUUGGUCAAUCAAUGUAUCAUACGACGUACAAAUCAAAUCCUGACCAAAUAUCUGCCGGUCAAAUUUGAAAUGGUCGUGUGUGUCAAGCUAACACCAGUCCAACUCCAAAUCUAUACCAAUUUCCUCAAAUCGGAUCAGGUGCGGCGCAGUCUGGCAGAUUGUAAUGAGAAGGCAUCGCUGACGGCAUUGGCUGACAUAACAACGUUGAAAAAGCUGUGUAAUCAUCCGGAUUUGAUAUACGAGAAAAUUGCUGCAAAGGAAAAGGGUUUCGAGAAUUCGCAAAAUGUUUUACCGUCCAACUACAAGCCGAAAGACGUGAACCCGGAGCUGAGCGGAAAGUUUAUGCUGUUGGAUUUUAUGCUGGCCGCCAUACGAGCCAAUAGCGAUGACAAAGUGGUGCUCAUUUCGAACUAUACGCAGACGCUGGAUCUGUUUGAGCAGCUGGCACGCAAGCGAAAGUACACGUAUGUUCGUUUGGAUGGCACCAUGACGAUUAAGAAACGCUCCAAGGUUGUGGACAGAUUCAACGAUCCCAGUACCGAUUGCUUUCUCUUUAUGCUAAGUAGUAAAGCCGGAGGCUGCGGCUUGAAUUUGAUAGGCGCGAAUCGUUUAUUCAUGUUCGAUCCCGACUGGAAUCCGGCUAACGAUGAGCAAGCCAUGGCUCGAGUAUGGCGCGAUGGCCAGAAGAAGCCCUGCUACAUCUAUCGCUUGGUCGCAAGCGGUUCGAUUGAGGAGAAAAUCCUGCAAAGGCAGACACACAAGAAGUCGCUGUCCAGCACAAUCAUAGACAACAAUGAGUCUUCAGAAAAGCAUUUUACACGCGAUGAUCUUAAAGAUCUAUUUAGCUUCGAGGCGAACGUGUUAUCCGAUACGCACAAUAAACUGAAGUGCAAGCGUUGUUUUCAGGACGUGCAAAGACAGCCACCAGCAGAGAAUACAGACUGCACCUCACAUCUGUCGCAGUGGUUCCACUGCUCAAACAAUCGCGGCUUGCCGGACAGCAUAUUGUCCCAGGCGUGGACAGCAAGUAAAUGUGUUUCAUUUGUGUUCCAUCAUCGAUCACAGGCCGAGUCCAAGCCAGCGGCCAUCAUUACCGAGGAUGAUGAGUCGAAGCAACAGCAGCAGAGUCCUAACCACACUUCAAAAAGCGACGACGAUGACCAAGACUUUGACCCGGAGGAUAGCGCUGAGGAACAAUUCUUGGGCUUCUAGUUGUUGAAUUUACAAAUAAUUUAUUGUUUUUGCAUUUGCGGAACCUGAUUUAGAUUUUAAGCUAAUCUAAAAACUAAUUUCAUUUGUUACUCGUUAACAAUUAAACUAAUAUACAUAAGUAGUUUAACAUUUAAAAUAUGGAACUAGCCGUUCCCAAUGCUUGUCAGCUUCAUUAACAGAACUAUAAGCACGUAAAAUGUCUUAGCCUAGUGCAGAAUUCAGAUUUAAAAACACCUUUCAUACACACAUAUUUAACUAUCAUGAACACACAUGAAUUGUCUCUAUGUAUGUAUGUGUGCAUCAGUAAUAAACCAAUGCAGUGUUAACACA
Molecule: messenger RNA, 2777 nt
Organism: Drosophila navojoa
Lineage: Eukaryota; Metazoa; Arthropoda; Insecta; Diptera; Drosophilidae
Gene: okr
Product: DNA repair and recombination protein RAD54-like okr
Biological process (GO): reciprocal meiotic recombination; double-strand break repair via synthesis-dependent strand annealing
Cellular component (GO): nucleus
Molecular function (GO): DNA translocase activity; ATP binding; hydrolase activity, acting on acid anhydrides
Source: RefSeq, a predicted model, not a curated record